Molecule: messenger RNA, 537 nt
Organism: Saprolegnia diclina VS20
Lineage: Eukaryota; Oomycota; Saprolegniomycetes; Saprolegniales; Saprolegniaceae
Exons: 1
Coding region: 1-537 (178 amino acids)
Molecular function (GO): metal ion binding
Source: RefSeq, a predicted model, not a curated record
AUGCCCGUGCUAAGCUUCCAGCUGCACCAUUCCGGCCGCGUCGGCGUCGCGUACCUCUGCCACCUCGAUGAGUGGGUGCCGGACGAGCACCGGACGCACUGCGCCGUGUGCCGCCAGUCGUUCUCUUUCUUUACGCGCAAGCACCACUGCCGCCUCUGCGGCGAAGUCAUUUGCAUGCAUUGCUGUCGCUUCGUACGCUUUCACGACACCCACCGCGUGCGCGCGUGCGUCGACUGUGAGGUGCAGAGCCGUCUCGUCUUCGCCGAGCCGGCGCGCGCUCUGCCCUUGACACUGCCCACCACCCGACACCGCGUGUACGCGGGCUGCGAGUCGGCGCAUGACGAAGAUCGAAGCCUUGCCUACUGGGCGAUCGCCAUUCUCUUGGGCGGCAUGUGGCUCCAUGGCGAUGCGGCGUUUUGGGUCGGGCUCUUUGGUCUCUUCCUUGUCGGUAGCAGCAUGCUGCACCUUCUUUGGCCGUGUCUGAUGACGCUGCCUCCGACAAGAGCACCACCUAAGGCUCCUGCCAAAGCGUACUGA